UGAAACAUCCGGCCGGUAGCACAACUCAUUCCAACGCCAUCACCCCAACCGUUAACAACUACUACUACUACAGUAGAAAUUCAUUUUGCCCUAACCGUUUUUUCAACUACAACAGUCCAAGAUGAGUGAGGAUGCACCAUCCGAUGGACCGUCAGCGGGAGAGGGGGCUGAUGCUCCUAAAACUACAACCACCGUGGCGCCCGUUGAUACAACCACAGCUGGCGCUCGUAUGAUGAUGAUCCACCCAUGGCUGACGGCCGCCGCAGUGGCCGUCUAUGCCACCAAGGUUAUGUGGGUCAAGUUCCGUGAGAUCGGCGUGGCUAAACAGAAGAAGCUGCUCAAAAAUCAGAAGGCACAGCAGUCGAAGUCCUUGCAGGACAUUGAUGAAGAGGAUUCCGAAUUGGAAUCUGAGGCAGAGGACGACGACGUGCCGCAACAACUGGAAGGUGCAGCGAGUAUAUGCCAACGCUCGAUCGAAGUUGCCCCCGUCGACUGCUAAUAUUCGAAUCGGGAAUGAAGGACCAUGAAAAGGACACUGCACACACACAUACAACUACACUAAUUGUUGUAAUGCUUGCGUUUUUAGAAGGGGAGGAUCGUCGAGCAACGUUUGACUUCGACCACCACAUUGGGGGACACAAAUUGUUAGUUUUAAAACAUUAACCAAAAUUCUUGUAUACCAGUGCGAUAUUUGAAUUAGUUUUUAUGAGUUUAUAUUAAACGCUGCGAUGAAUGUAUGAUACCCUAA
Molecule: messenger RNA, 748 nt
Organism: Drosophila yakuba
Lineage: Eukaryota; Metazoa; Arthropoda; Insecta; Diptera; Drosophilidae
Exons: 2
Coding region: 122-499 (125 amino acids)
Source: RefSeq, a predicted model, not a curated record